This is a messenger RNA of Echinococcus granulosus, 1716 nucleotides long. RefSeq lists its product as hypothetical. The record is from RefSeq and is a predicted model, not a curated record. Lineage: Eukaryota; Metazoa; Platyhelminthes; Cestoda; Cyclophyllidea; Taeniidae. The transcript is spliced from 13 exons. Bases 1 to 1716 code for a protein of 571 amino acids.
AUGCAGAGGACUCCACGACAAGGUACACUAGUGGCAAACAAGGACAAGGGCCAAACCUGGUCCAACAUGGUUAGUUCCUCGUCCUCUUUGCCCACUCGCCGUCCAUCUCAAGUGGCUGAUCUCGAGAUUCGCAUUGCUGCGGCUGAGAAGUUCAACCAACAGAUUUUGCACGACAUUGCCGACUUAAAAGAGGAGUUCCAGCUAAGUAAGAGCAGGUUUGCUGCUUAUCCAUCGAGAGGGACUCUCAGCGAUGGUUUGGAUUCUGGCGCUUCUCUAAUUCAGACACCGCCUCAACAACGAAGCAAAUCACGUGCUGCAAACCCAUCAUCUAUCAGUGAUCUGCUGGGUAAAACCAACACAGAUCAGGCGCUUCAAAAGCUCUCUGCCGACCUUCAGACCGUCAGCUCGCGUUGCGGAAGUCAGGCACUGGAUAUUCAGAACCUCUAUCAAGAGCUGAAAAAUUUUGACUCAAAAAUGGAGAACACUUUGCGCAAUGAGCUACGCUGCCUUCAGGCUGAAAUUUCGGCAAAUAUUGCGCGCUCGAAGAGCACCUCCACCAACAAGAGCACCGUUCCCAGUGUUAGAGGCAGCAGUUCCAUAGACAGGGCCGUGCAGUGUCUAGAAGCUGCUGUGGCACAAAUAGAGAGGAAAAUGGAACAGAUUCAAAGUGAUCGACUGCGAUUUGAAAAUACUGUCCAAAACAGUCUUCUAGAUCAAACUACCCGGUCGUCUGAGAGUGACAAAAGCACAAAGGAAGCGAUGGUGGAACUGCGGUCCAUGCUCAAAAGCAAUGCCCAGGAAAUUAUCUCCAGCAAACAGAAUGUGCGUUCAGAACUGGAGGAGUUGUCGAACCAACUUAACCACCGAGUUACAGGUGCCCUCGAAAAGUUGCAAGAUGAGCUUAACAACUCCCGCACGGACUUAGAAGCGGCGCUGGGUCGAUUCAGCCUCGCAAAUUCAGCCUAUGAGUCCAGACUGGUAGAGGUUGAAAGCGGGCUCAAAAAGCUGGCCAAAGAGCUCCCUGACGACCUUAAUGAACUUCGAGAGGAUCAUCAGGCACAUCAGAAGAAACUACUCAACUCCCUGGCACAACUAGAUCUCGCUGUUGAAGUGCUAGAGCAAGGCCUGUCAGAUGAGAAGGAACAGUUGAAAGGUGUCGUUGCUGCAGAAAUCAAAGCCAGGACCUCAAACAUCUUCACAAUACAGACCAAAUUACAGGAGCUGGAGGAAAGUACCAAGGAGGCGGCGCUGAAACUCAACUCGUCGGUGGGUGAAAUUCAAGAGAGGUUGGAUCAACUAACCAGUCAGAAACAGGGCUCGGUCCAAGGUCAAAUUCCUCCAGGUGGAAGUGCAAACAUAUCGGCGAAGCUUAAGGAUUUGGAAAAAGAAGUAGCUGAUCUCCAAGCCGACGGUCAACGCGAUUCUGAGGAAUUUCAAAAAAGCCUUAAAAACAUUGCAGAAGCCGUUCAAGCAGUCAAGGUUGGACUUCUCGCCAAAAUGGAAAAGCUGGAAUACGAGGCCUCCAAGAAGUGUCCUCUGGUAUUGACAGCUGGAGAUUACGAACGUAGCAGCCAUUCCGCUUACUGUCUCUGGUUUGAGCCGUGCUACUUGUCCAAGGAAAUCCGUGACAAUGGACGUGAGGGCAAGUAUCAGCCGGUGAUCGUGGCCACGAGCGGAAGUGAAUGGAAUCUUGCUAUUUUCCUCAAUCUCAUUUAG